Messenger RNA from Adineta steineri, 1131 nucleotides. The record is from the annotation of a GenBank genome assembly. NCBI's taxonomy places the organism in Eukaryota, Metazoa, Rotifera, Eurotatoria, Adinetida, Adinetidae.
AUGAUUCAUUUAAAUGAAUUUGAUAGAAAUCGUGAUGGAUUUUAUCAAUGUCAUUCAUAUGAUGAUUCAACCAAUUUUCGUAGUGUUUUUAUUUUUUCAAAUGGAGCACGUUCUAUUGAUCGUCAUUGGACAAAACUAACAGAAUUUCAUGAUAAUUUAAUAACUACUUGUCGACCUAUUUAUUUUACUUAUGGUUUUAAUGAACAAUUUAUUGAAUUAAUUGACAGUAAACAAACUGUUCGUUAUAAUCGUAGUGCUCUACUUGUUAAACAUAUUCGAAGUACAACACAUCUUUUCUGCAAAUUAUAUAUAGAUACAACAUCCGUUGGUGUACGCGUACAAACAUUAAUAAAAAAAAAUUUCGGUGAUCCACUUUUAUCAGAUAAAUAUUUGAAAGAUAAUGAUUAUUUCGAAAUGAAUACUAAUGAACGAGAUGUAUAUCGAAUUGCAUUUGAAGAUGAUUCCAUCUAUUUGCAUUGUCCAUCGACAACAAUGUUACCUAUACAAUGGUAUUUUCUUUCGUAUAAUUACUAUUUAAUGAAAAAUCUUCCGACGAUAUAUGAUACAGAUACAAAAAUUAAUUCUGUCGAAAUUACGGAUGCUGGAAUGUAUAUAUGUCAAACAGAAAAUACUAUUCAUCGAAGAAUUAUAUUAACAAUUCUUCAUCCACCAAAAUCUCCUGAUAAUAUUUAUGUACAGACAAUACAUGUUAAUUUAGAUUCAAAAUAUUUACUUUGUUGUCAUUUGGAUGGUAUUCCUUACCCAACAUAUUCAUGGUCGAUGAAUACAGAAUUUCAGAAAACAUCAUUUGUUUGGUGUACGAAACGUUGUUGUUGGUUACAUGUAAUCUAUAAAAAAUAUGAAAAUAUUAUUUGUACAUCAGCUAAUAAAUUUGGAGUGACAAAAUAUAAUAUUCAUUUGAUUGUACAAGAUAUUGGUUUGAAAAGUACUGUAUUUUAUGAUGAACCACACAUUUAUAAUUAUAAUCAUACGGAUAAUUUUAAUCUUAUUCGAAAAAUUGAAGAAAAUCCGACUACAAAGCCAAUGGUUAUAACUACAGAUAUGGAAACUCAUUCAUCGGAAAUCAAGAAAAAUGAGAAAAUAGACGAUGAAAAACUGAUUCCAAACUAA